This is a messenger RNA of Chiroxiphia lanceolata (lance-tailed manakin), 7907 nucleotides long. RefSeq names its product cannabinoid receptor 2 (gene CNR2). The coding region runs from base 6610 to 7659 and encodes 349 amino acids. Gene Ontology annotation, cellular component: membrane. Gene Ontology annotation, molecular function: cannabinoid receptor activity. Gene Ontology annotation, biological process: cannabinoid signaling pathway. The record is from RefSeq and is a predicted model, not a curated record. NCBI's taxonomy places the organism in Eukaryota, Metazoa, Chordata, Aves, Passeriformes, Pipridae. The transcript has 2 exons.
AAGGGCAGCGCGGGAGCGGCUGUGGGGCUUUGUCCCGCCCGGCCUGACCCCUUCGCCGGGUGCCGCCCGAGGGUCCCCGGGCUCCGCUCCACAGCCCCGGGACACGCUGCCAGCAACCCCUCCGCUCAGCCCCGCUCGGGAAUUAGCACAACAAAAGGCUGUGGGACACCCGCGCCAGCUGCCGCUUGGGGCUUCAAUGAUGUAAAAUAAUUCACACACACACACACAAAAAAAGGAAAAACGCUCAAAAACACACACACGCAACCCGCGGCUGUGCGAGGGGAUUCAGCGAACAAAGAGUAAAAUCCGGCCCCUCAGAGAUCCCGCAGCGCUCUGGUGUCAGAGGGUUCACUGAGCCAAUUCCGCACACCUGCGCUUAGUUAAACUAUUUAAUGUUUAAAUUUAAAGUAUUAAAAAUAGCGUAGAGGGAUUUUUUAUUUCAUGUCAAAAUACAGGCAAAAGCUUCCGCGGGUUUAAACUGCUGCUGUGGGAACGCAAAGCCCCUGGCAGCAGCUGCAGUUCGUGUUUAUAUUCACAUCCUCUUACUUAUCCUCAAAAUAUAAUUUUACACCCAAACCCACAAGAUUUGGCCUUUACAAUUAUAGGGUGAACAAACAUUAAAUAUAUGUUAAAAAUUUGCAGGUUUAAGAGUGCUCCCUGCCCACUGCUGAGGGGCCAAUUGAGCACUGUACACCACAGUAAGGGCCAAAAAAAAAGAAUUUCCGAAGAAAAUGGAAAAGAACUAGCUCAGUUCCAGCACCACUAGAUCAAAGCAGCAGUUAAAACCAACACAUGAACAUUCAGAUUUUUUUAUUUUGAGGUACAGGCAGACCCCUUGGGUUCCUUGAGUUACCCUGCAUUUUUAGCUACAAAAUGGAAAAAGCUACUCUUUGCUCUUUUAUCCCUAAAACAUCUAAACCAGAAGUGUUUCCUUACUGAUCAGCACCUGGUGUUACGGGGCUGUGACCCACCCCAGGGUCUUCAGGCACUACCAGGAUAAGGUAAAGGAGUUUGUAUUUGUUAUGCAGUUAUUAAAAAAACUGCAUAACAUGUUUAAUACAUGAGAUGUGUUGACAUACCCAAGCCCUGACCUUUGUUCAUAUUCUUUAUUGUAUGUUUGCACAAACCAAGCUGAAAUUACUUUGUUUUCCUCCCUUUGCUUUGGAUUUUUUGGCACAAUGUUAUGGCUGAGAUCCUUGUAGCAGCUUUCAUUUUAGAUAGAAGACAACAAUAUCUGUUGUAGCCAAACCAUUAAGCCUUGAAAUUCCACUGAUUAUCUCAAGCAACUCUCUUAUAAUGCACAUCAGCAGAUUUUUGCUUUGGUUCUAUCUUUGGUUUAUUUCUGCUGAAACAAUCUCAUCUCAGUGUGUAGAUGUUUUCAAGUCAGGACAUGUCACUGGGAUUAAAAAACAGCAUUUUACAGGCUGCAAACGUGCUCCCUUGUCUGGGGAGCAGAACAUCCAUAUACUUUUCAAUCCAGAUCAAGGAUGACACAAGGUCUGGCAGUUUUUCCUCACUGUCUUUGAGAGUUCAAAAAACAUCUCGUCUUUCAGAACUGGUUUCGGGGUCGGGCUGACACAUUUAGCCUGACAGGAGCAGGAAAUGUCAGGGAUAAACCAAUGCUGUACUUGUGCAGGGGCUGUUCCGCUGAAGCACACUUGGAACCCAGUGACUGCAGUAAAUUGUGUUGUUCAGAGUUCAAAAUUCACAAAGGGGUAUUUUUAAAAUCAAAAGGACAGGCAGUCCAGAAUAUCCCGAACACCACAAUGCCCAAAUUGCAGUUACCCGUGUUUUACACUUCAGCUGUUGAAGCCUCGGGCUGGUUUUCAAUCUUGCAACGGAAGAAAAGGAGAUAUUCCCAGAGCCAUGGUAACCCUGAUAGGGAUAGAAGCUCUCAAAUUCCUACCGUGUCCUGAAGACACAGCACAGACUGAAUCCAGGGUUCAGUCCCCCUUAUCAUCAAAAUCUGAGAUUCCUUCAAGAGAAGCUACUUCGCUCCUUCAAACAAUUAUUUUUAACCCCUCUAUUUUUUCCAAAGGCCUCAACAUAAGACUUCUUGCUCCAAAGCCUGUGACACUACAGUCCCCUCAGGUACUCACAGGUAGUCUGAGGUAUUUUAGCUGCCUCCAGGACCAUGUUGUGCCCACCCUUCAUACCCACACAGCCCUCCAGCUGCCACAGACCAAGCUCCAGAGCCAGGGCAGUGCUUCCAAACCCGACUGUGCUGUGCCACGUGGGGACACGCACUCAGUGACCUCAGCUCCACUACCUCCUCUCACAACAUGUACAUGGUUUUUCUAUUGUGCAAGUGUCUGCUCUGUCAGGAUUAUUCUGCUUCCUCAUGUAAUCCAAGGCUUGCUGCAACGAGUACAGACUUUCUUCAUGUUCCCAGGGAGCCAGUUUCUGCAUUACCCAAAUCCUCCUCAUCUCCCCACUGUAUUUUUGCUGCCACGGUGACAACAAUUCAAGCUUUUCCCUGGACACUGCUAUUUUUCACUCAGCAUCUCCGUUCCCUCUCACAGCAAAUGUUAAUCCAGCCCAGGGAAGCAGCUCCAUCUGUGCUGGCACUGCCACAACCAGCACUUUGAACCGAAGUUCCAGUGAAGACAAAGUCCCUGGAGCUUCAUUAGCCCCAAACUGAGCCUCUUCCAGCUGUGGCUGGGAUGGGUCUCACCACGUUGGAGCAUCUACACGUUCGUGUGUUUGUGGAAUGCCAAAACUCCCGCUGGAGGGUUUCAGUGGAAUUACCUGUGGUGGAUCCUGCAGGAAGUCAGCAGCACGGAUGAAUCAUUUGUUAAGUUAACAGUGAACCGUUGCCCCAGUUCUGUUUUACAGUGACAAGUUGCUGGCACUACGUCACUUUUAGUAAGCCCAAGAUGUUUACUUUGUACAGCUAUCAGAGCCCCAUGACACACUUGAAACUAGUCAGACAUUUCCAUCUGAGUCAAACAUUAAGCAGGGUUUCAAUCCAUCCAAGUUUCCUCGUGUGAGAAAUGUGUUGAGUUUGUAUUUUCUUGAAAAUCUGCAUGAGAUCAUUGAGUAUACAGUAAUGUUUAGAAUAUCCUUUAUUCUGUCAGGCAGAGGACUCCUGUUCCUCCUUCAAAUAAAGCUCAGGAAAUCCACAGCAACGAUCUACAGGAACUGGGUGGAUAUUUGAAUCUCUGCAGAGUAAAUAGAGAAGAGGAACAAGAACCCCAACGAUGCAAUAAACUUACGUACUUUAAUUGUUUAAAGCUCCUCAUAAGAACAUUAAAUAAAACAAAAGCAGGAGACCUAAUGAUAUUUUCUAUGUAUCUGUAGACAUGAAUUAAGUCAGUGUCCACCAGUACCUGGGGUACAUCAGCUCCAGAAAAUGACAUCUGAACUCCAUGAAUAAAAGCACCUCCAGGCACAACUCCCAAGUCACACCCUGUGUGUUUUCUGUCUCAACAGCUCCCAUUCAAACUCCACCAGCCCUGCAUCACAGAACCCUGCAGGACCCUUCAGCCCCUUUAAAUCAAGACGCCUGGUUCACAUCCUAUCAGCAGGGAUAAGACUGCCACCCUCAACCCUCCUCCUACAGGGCAGCAGAGGAGUUUCUGCAGCAGGAACAGCUCACCUGGGGCACAGGAAGACCCCUUGGACAGGCCCUGUUUGCUCCCAGGAGCAGAAUAAGUCUGGGGUUAUUUUUUUCUGAGCAUUUCCUCUAAGAGUGCAAUAUAAAGUCACUCACCUGGCUCUGAGUCACACCUUAUCAAGGUGAGCAGUGCCUCCACUCCCUGCCCUGUCUGGGCCACCCAGUUUUCAAAUUCAGCUUCAGCAAACACAACAGUCAGAGAAAUACAAGCAAGUCCUCCCACAAGGCACAGACACCCUUCCUGCCAGGGCUGGUGUCUGAGUGUCCCAUCACAUGAGCUGUGUCCCAACACAGCCCUGGGGUGUUCCCUCUGCUCUGCAGACAGACACACCACUACUGAGCAACACCAAGCUCACAGUCCCUUUUCCCCAGUGCCUGCACAGCAUUUCCUCGACCCUUUCCCCCAACACGCUGCAGGACCAGAGAUGGCAGCUCACCAGACACAGCCCCAGCCCCUCCUGCACCCCAGGAAGAUGGGCACCCAACAGCCAGACACCUCUGCAGCCAGGGCUACUACCUGUGCAAGGCCCACAAGGAAAGCAUCCCUUCCCAAGGCCGUCUGCCCACUUGCCAGUUCUGCUCAGCCUUGGGAGGAUCCAGUUCAGCUCCUGGCAGCAAGGCCAGGAGUGCAAAGUGCUGCCAAGACUGCCCCAAAGAGCUCAGCAAACCUCUGCACCACUGUCUGUGCAACAGCUCAGUCACACCUGAAUGUGCUUCUGGCUUAAAUGCCAUAAAACCAGGUACACUGAAUUCAGGUAAUGCCACCCAGCUGAGCCAGAGGCCACUGAAAGCCAAUCCCCUCCCCAGUUUCUGGUGUUCCUUCAGUUCCCAGCAGUUAUGAUUUGGCUGUGCUUCUGCUUGGGGCCAGCAGAUAAAAAAAGGCAAAAGCAGAAUGGGAGGGUAAAGCUGAUCCCUGACCCCAGAUGUUGACCCUGAGUGUUCCCAAAGCAGGGCUAUUCCCACCUGGAUUAGCUGCAGCCGAUGCCAGGGGGAAAAAUCCAAGCUAAAUAAAAAGCCCUUACAUUACAAGUCAUCUUUAACGAUUUUCCUUUACCCUGUCAGGACAAUUUUUGCCAUAAAUGAGACUCAAAAUACAAACUUUUAACUAUGCUGCUAUAAUAAUGUUUCUUUCCUGUAACACAGACUGCUGUGACACAACAGUUCUGCCUGCAGACAGAGGAAACUUGGGUCCAUAUUUCACAGAAUCCUGCUGGAUGUGAAGCUGUGUCAGAGCAGGGAAUGGUUUGGGACUGAGAGCUGCUUUUUGUACUCAGGAAUAGUAUAAAGCAUCUUCCUGUUUCUCACUUGUUCCUUACACUCUCGUAGUUGUUCCUGCAAAGGAAAAUUUGUCAGUUCGUGGGAACUGAAAUGGAAGCCCUUAUUUUUUGAGACCGAGCUGAUAACCCACCUCUUCUCCUCCGCUUACACAACAGCACGAGAGGCCUUUCACUGUUAUUGUGGUUUCCACACACGAGAUCCAGAGAGGGGCUUCCAAACCCGCCCAGCCCUGAGCAGCAUCUAAAGGGUCAGGCAGAUCCCUGCAGUGUCCAAGCGCCCCGGUGAGCUGGGAAUCCCCUUUUCCCGGCCAGGGGCCGAGGGGAAGCGCUGGGUUCCCAAUUCUGCCUCUUUUCUCAAGCCUUCACACGCCGAUGCCCCGCGAGCGCUGCAGGUUUCCCUGGAGAGGGCAGCCGAGCAUCGCUGACCGCCCGAGCUCCGGCUGCCGGGAACCCCCCUGGGCCACAAAUAACGGCAGAGGGCAAAGAGGCAAAGCAGGAUUCGGAGAGCACGAGGUGUAACUGCUGUUCAAAACCAUCCCAGAAUGGGGGAACUGGGACCCAAGCAGGAGGGAAGGCUGAGCUCCCACCUGGAGAAGGCAGGUUGCUGGUGCUGAGAAGGGGCUGUGGGAUGGCUCUGUAGGGUGGCAGAGCAGGGUAAAGUGCGUCCAGGGGCCAAGGAUCACGUCUUUGCUUUGCAUCCUGCACUGUGUGUGCUCCCCACUGCAGCGUGGAUGGUCUGUACACAACCAUAUGUGGCCAAUUCCUCUGGGAUUUGGGGCAAACUUGCCUCCACCCACCGACACAGCGACAUUGGCCCUGCUGUCACCCAGCAGCUGUCCCUGCUUUCCAGCAGCACCAGCACAACCUGCCCACACCCAGCUCCAGGCAGCUGCUGCCCAGCCGAGGGGGGGAAGUGGUUAUGGGAGGAAGGAUGGCUGAGAGCAGGUAGAGCAGUGACUGCAGGCUCUGCAGCCCUGGGUCUGUCCUCACCACGGGAUUGUGUCACUGAAGACCUUCCCUUCCUCUUGCAAGAGAGAAAAUCAACUCAUUCCUCUGGCAUUAGCUGAGUGUGUGCACAAAGCAGGGCCUUCCCCACUUUGAGAAGCACAGAGAAGUGAAGUUUGUGCUGUUAACGGGGCUGAAAGACAGUAGAUUUCUGAGCUUGCCCUUAAAGCUGCCCUGAAACAGCCAGGUAUAUGCAGACUUUUCCAUAUCUGCCUCCUAGGCCUUUUCCUCUCCCUCCUCUUCCACUUCCCCAGAGAAAUCAGAAGAGACCCUUGACUGUCUCUUGCCUCAAACGCUGCAGGUACGUGGAAGAAUCAGAUGGAGUGAGAGAAUUGUUUCAGCAAGCCAGGAGCGCUCGAGCGGUUGUGAGAUGUGGCAGUAGCAGGCAGAAGAACACAACACCCAAGAGGGAGGGGAAGUGGGGAAGGAAAGAUAACCCAACACACAUUCACAGAAAGAGCAAGAAAGCAGAGGGAGGACUCGCACUGAUGGUUUUCCAGCCCGGGGGAAUAAACCAGAGUGGUACAAGAAAGCCAACUGAAAGCAGAAGUGCGUGAGAGGAGAGGGAAGCAGCCGCCACUCGCAGCUGCACGGGCUGCCCUGGGAGCCAGAGGGGUGGGAAGCCCCCGAGCAGCCGCGGGGAGAGCAUCUGAGGAAGAGCAGAAGGAAGCAGGAAGGCUCUCUGUGAGCUCCUAGCUCCAGUUAACAACCAUGGAUAUUUGUAAGAUUCCUGAAAACGCCUCCAAGUGCAGCGGGAGCACCAUGGAGUGCUUCAUGGUGCUCAGCACACAGGCACAGAAGAUAAGCAUUGCCACCCUGUGCUGCCUCUUUGGGACACUGUGUGUUUUCGAGAACUCCUUGGUGCUGUACUUGAUCUUCUCUUCCCCCAGGACCAGGAAAAAGCCUUCCUACAUCUUCAUCAGCAGCCUGGCCCUGGCUGACAUCCUGGCCAGCAUCAUCUUUGUCUGCAGCUUUGUGAACUUCCACGUGUUCAACGGAACUGGUUUCUCCAAGGAGGCGUUCCUGCUGCAGCUGGGAGGGGUGAACACCUCCUUCUCUGCCUCCCUCAGCAGCCUGCUGCUCACAGCCCUGGACCGCUACGUCUCCAUCAGCCGACCCUCCGAGUACAAGCUCCUGAUGACGAGGAGAAGAGCCUGGAUAGCCCUGGGAGUGCUCUGGGCCACCUGCGCCGCCGUGGCUUCCCUGCCCCUCCUGGGCUGGAACUGCUGCACGCUGGACUCCUCCUGCUCCGAGCUGUUCCCCUUCGUGGACAACAACUACCUGUCGGGCUGGGUGUGCCUCACCCUGCUCCUGCUGGGCUGCAUCGUCUACGCCUACGCCCACGUGCUGUGGAGGGCCCACCAGCACGUGGCCUACAUGGAGCAGCACCAGGCACAGGCCGGGAAGCAGAACACCCGCAUGAGGAUGGACGUGAGGCUGGCCAAGACCCUGGUCAUGGUGCUGGCUGUCCUCGUGCUCUGCUGGUCCCCCGUCCUCGUGCUCAUGAUCUACAGCUUCUUCUCCAGGCUGAGCGACCGCCUGCGCAAGGUGUUCGCCUUCUGCAGCACCCUCUGCCUGCUCAACUCCAUGGUGAACCCCAUCAUUUACGCCCUGCGGAGCAAGGAGCUGAAUUCCUCCCUGAGGAGGGUGUUUUCUCACUUCAGGAGGCAGCUGAAGGCCCCUGAGGAGAGCCCGGAGGCUGAGAGCACCCACAGGUCCUCCGUGGUAGAGACCGUCUGCGAGGACGUGCACGUGACGUAAGGGAGGCAUCUGUGGGAGACCCGUGAACUCAGGCUGGCAGAAACAGCCUGGAUCACUUUCCUGUUUCUUUUCUCUUCUGAUGGAGGACCUGGGAGAUGAGGAUCAGCUGCCUGCCAUGGAGACAGCUCCCGCUGAUAUUGUCCUUCAAUGCUGGGACAUGAAGCGCACGGACUUUGCCCUCAGGCACAUGGUGGGAUUGUUGGGGUGUCCUGUGCAGGAGCUGGACUUGAUGAUCCUUGCUGGUCCCU